AUAAACAAAAAAAUCAUUUGCCUAUUAUUUUAGUGAGUACAAUUAAAUACCUUAGCAAUAAUUUAAUAUGCUAUCAAAUUAUUGCAAACAAUGUGGCAAUCGUCACGAAGACCAGGAAUGCGCAGUAAACUCAACUGUCAUUGAAUGGAAAUACGAAGGCAAUCUCGUUACCCUUUAUGGAUCAUGGAGUCACUUCCAGGUUGGGUACCCAAUGGUGAAAUCUAAGCAGCCUCCUUAGUACUCUCUUAUAAGCUAUUCUAGUUUCUUACAAGCAGAAAUCAAUCCCCCUUUACCUCCAGGCUACCAUUAAUAUAAGUUCAACGUUGAUGGCCAUUGGAAACAUGAUCCCAAUGCAGAUGUAAUUUACAAUAAUUUCGGGACUUAUAAUAAUUGGGUACUAAGAAACCACUAUUAACAUAGUUGGAAGUCGUCCCAAGAAAAUUGAUUCAAGUAGAUAGUUCUGAUGAUCAAGAGCCAAACACAGACGAAGAUGUUCAAUUUAGAUAAAACUAUAAAGUAAAGAGACUCAUAUGAAUCUUAGCAAGACUUGAUGAAAGUCAAAGUACGCACUUAUUUGGACUGGAAUGAGAUGUUUGUGAUGGGCUCUUGGGAUGAAUGGAAGCAGCCCAUUAAAUUGAAUCGGAAAUUCUUGGGUUUCGCAAAGAAGUACAUCAAUUACGCAUAUUUGCAUCUGGCUCCUGGUUCAUAUCAAUACAAAUUUCUCAUUGCAGGAUAAUAUGUCUAUGAUGAGACUUUGCCCACUGUCGAUAACAAUUACCAAUCUAAAAAUAACAUUCUCCAUGUGAAUCGAAAACAACUACAUUACCAUCCCCAAAAUUACGACAAUGUCUAUUUCACCCAAUAUCAAAUCCAAAAGAAGUAUGAAAGAAUUCACGGCUUAACAAUGACUGGCAUCGGAAAUGAAUUCUACAUUUUUGGUGGUCGAGGCACAGGCCAUAACUUUAAAAAUGACCUCCACAUCCUCAAUCCUAGAACCAAAGAGCUCAGAGUUGUCGAGGAUACCAAAGGACCCAUUCCUGAUCCAAGAGCAUUCCAUAAGUAGCUUUUACACACUUAUCUAGUGCAAUUAAAUAUGGGAAUAAAAUAAUCUAUUAUGGCGGACUCAAUUCAGACAAGGUCUUUGAUGACUAUUAUGUCUACAACACUACUUCAAAAACUUGGAUCUAAAGUAAACCCAAGGGACAACUCCCUUCUCCCAGGGAAAAAGCCUCUUUGACUCUGCUUUCAAACUACCAAUCCUUAAUUUACUUUGGCGGAUACUACUGCAGCCAUGAUCUUGAAGUCCAGAAGACUUACAAUGACAUCUACUGUCUAGACCUAACCACCAUGAUGUGGACUCAGUAUUUAUUCCAAUCUAACCGUAGUUAUGACCUAGAUGAACACGCGCUCAAACCUCCUCCAAGAUCUGCCCAUUCUGCCACCUAAAUCAAAGACAAACUGUACAUCUUCGGAGGUCAGUCGCUUCCUGAAGGACAUUACACUCCAAAUUUCAAUGAUUUGUGGAUUCUGGACUUCUCCAAAGAAGCUAGUUGGGCUAAUCUGACUCAUGUGAUGAAGGGAGAACCGCCUUCUCCAAGACAUGGACAUUUGGGAAGUGCUUUAGGUGGACACUUGUUCAUCUAUGGAGGAAGAGGCGAACAUUCAAGUGAUAUUCUCGGAGAUCUCUAUCAUUUCAAUCCAGAGACCUUGGUUUGGUAAUGCAAUCCAUUAAUAAUCCUUAGGACUAAACCUAAAAUACAUGGAACCAUUCCCAUCCCAAGAUGUUAUUGUGCUGCCGAUACCAUGGGAAGUGGAAAUGAAUUGUGGAUUAUUGGAGGACACAAGGGAAACAUGAUCUUCAAUCAAUAGUAAUAAUUCUAUUCAUUCAUCUCUCUAGAAAUCAAACUCACGUUUAUGUCAUGUCAUUUGAAGAAAGAGAUGACGAUGAUAUAUUUGGAUCUCCUAAAGUUGUAAGUAGAAAACCUGAAUUUGUAAUGGAUAUCGUAAAAGCAAUAACUAAAUGAAC
Paramecium octaurelia is the source of this 2026-nucleotide messenger RNA. The record is from the annotation of a GenBank genome assembly. Lineage: Eukaryota; Ciliophora; Oligohymenophorea; Peniculida; Parameciidae.